CAGGUUGGAUUCCAGGUUAUAACUCGGUCGGCGAGGCGAGACAGCAAGGACGUAUAAAGGACCGACUCCUGCCAGAAGCGCAAGAGGGGACUUGAAGCACAGCAAGUCGCAGCGCCUAACCUCCACGGUUGAUCCGGAUCCGGCUUCCCAGGCGAGCGAACGCAAGGGAAACGCAAAGAUGGGCAAGCCAACGAAGCGUACCAAAAAAUUCAUCAGCACAAAGCUCGAUUCGCACAUUCAGGCGCGCAAGCAGCAUCAGAAGAAGAAGAAGCUUGCGCUCGUCAAUGCAGAGCGCAGAGCCAAAGCUGCCAAGUCGAAACCCCCCGGAAGCGGCGGGAGAGCGACACUCGACGAGGAUGAGUUGAGGUCCAGCGACGAUGGCGAGGCAGACGAGGACUUGCCGGCUGACAGCGAUGAUGGGCAAGCAGAGGCCGGCGAGGGAUCAGGUAAAGGUCGCAAGGCACUAGCCGAAAUGAGUGUGGAUGAAUUCCUCGCGCAUGGGCUGGAUGGCGUGGCCGGAGAUGAAGACGAUGACCAUGAAGAUGAAGAUGUUGAAGACCUCGAGGACCUGGAAGAAUUGGAAGACGAAUCUGAUGAAGAGGGAGACCACAUAGCCGACCUUACAGCACUUGCGAAAAAGGACCCAGACUUCUUCAAGUACUUGCAAGAAAAUGACGCCGAUCUUCUAAAUUUCAACCCAGACGUCGACAUGGCCUCAGCCUCGGAUGACGAUAAGGACAGUGCAAAUGAAGACGAAGGAUUAAAGGGUACGAAAGCAAACCCAAAGUCGAAACACGCCGCUGCCGAAGCAAUCGAAAAGCAAGUCGUAACGCUUUCGAUGCUUCGCGAAUGGCAGCGGGCAAUCUUACAGCAGCGCUCCCUCCGCGCCAUGCGGCGCUUGCUCCUUGCUUUCCGUGCGGCAGCGCAGCUUGGCGCAUCUACAUCAUCGGCCCCUAUGCCAGCCGGCUCUGGGGUCAACGCGGACGAGUCGGCAAAGGAGAUGAGUAAGCGCAAGCGCAAGGCCCUUAAGAAGCAGCGGCGCGUCGAGCAAGGCGGCGUAAAUGGCGAUGGCGAGGGCGGCGGGGCCGGAGGCUACAUUGUGCAAGACGCACGCGUCUACCAGAAGGUCAUCCAGACGACGUUGAAAUACACACCACUCGUCCUUGCGCACCACGUGCCGUACAAGGAGAUCUCAAAGAACGGCGCAAGCAGUAUUAGCGCCGGGACGCGCUACAAGCUGCCGACGCAGUCUAAAAAGUACGCCAUGCUACAGCGUCCGAUCCAGUCCUUCUUCUACAACCUCACCGUCCUCCUUCGCUCGCUACCGGACGGGCGGAAGCGUACUUCCUCCGCUCUCGAUGACGGCAGCGAGGACGAUGAGGGGGAAGAAGGUGGCAAAAAGAACGGCAAGGGCGCAGACGGCGCUCUGUUGGGCUUCGUGGUUGAAGAGAGUAGCCGGAUGAUUCCGUAUAUUGUUGGGAACCAGAAGAGGAAGAUGGCGAGAGAUUAUAUCAAGAUCAUGCUUGACCUCUGGUCCUCCGCUGCCGAUGGUGUGCGCGUCUCGUCGUUUCUGGCAGUCCGCAAAAUGGCAGCCGCAGGCGAUGCCGACAUGCUGGAUCUCUGUCUUAAGGGGACAUACCAUGCAUUUGUGCGCUCAACGAAGCUUACCACGGCGCACACUUUGCCCUCCAUCAAUCUAAUGAAGAACUCCGCAUCUCAGCUCUUCUUGCUGGAUUUGACGGCGUCGUAUCAGCACGCGUUUGGCUUCAUUCGUCAGCUCGCGAUCCAUCUCCGCAACUGCCUGCAGAACAAAAGCAAGGAGGCGUACCAGAAUGUGUACAACUGGCAAUAUGUCCACUGCCUCGACUUUUGGAGCUUGGUCCUCUCUGCCACUUGCGACCGUGACAGCAAAGCAGGUGGACAACCGCAAGAGAGUCCAAUGGAGCCGCUGAUCUACCCGCUCGUUCAGGUGUCCCUCGGCGCCAUCCGCUUGAUCCCCACAUCGCGCUACUUCCCGCUACGGCUUCACAUUAUCCGCUCGCUCCUGCGUCUAGUACAGCGCACGGGUACCUACAUCCCGCUGGCGCCUUACCUGAUCGAGAUGCUCGAUGCGCCGGAAUUUCAGCGUAAAGCCAAGGCCUCGACGCUGAAGCCGCUGGAUUUGACCACCAACUUCCGUGCACCUGCCGCGUACCUCCGCACGAGCGUCUACGCCGACCACAUCGGCGAAGAAGUCGCUUUCCUUCUGCUCGAAUUCCUUGGUAGCCAAGCGCGCAGCCUCGCUUUCCCCGAGCUGUGCAUCCCUGUGACUGUACAGCUGCGGCGGCUCAUGAAGACCUUCGCCACCGCUAAACCUGGGGCAAAGGGCAAGGGAGCAGGAGCAGGAAAGGGCAAGGCGGAUGUGGCGCUGAAGCAUCUGCUCGACAAGGUAGCGCAACAAGUCGCGUGGACCGAGAAGCGACGACAAGGGAUCGACUACGCGCCUGCUUCUGCUGUCCGCAAUGGGCGUGCGACGAGCGCAGGCAAGCAGGCCGCUGCAUUCUUAAAGAACGAACAGGUAGAGGCUCCGCUCGAGGCUGCGCUGAGGCUCGCGAGAAAGGUGCGCGCGCAGAAGAGACAAUUGCUGGAGCAGUCAAAGAUCCAGAUCGAUGGAUGAUGGAUUGGGUUGAUUCUUGCAUGCUUGUACUUUCGUCAAAGUUCUUCUGCUGCU
Molecule: messenger RNA, 2710 nt
Organism: Tilletiaria anomala UBC 951
Lineage: Eukaryota; Fungi; Basidiomycota; Exobasidiomycetes; Georgefischeriales; Tilletiariaceae
Product: Noc2-domain-containing protein
Exons: 3
Coding region: 179-2656 (825 amino acids)
Biological process (GO): ribosomal large subunit biogenesis
Cellular component (GO): nucleolus; Noc2p-Noc3p complex; nucleoplasm
Source: RefSeq, a predicted model, not a curated record